CCUCCCGCGGCCACGAGAGAGACGAGUCAAAACAAGACACGAGCCGCACCCGCACCUCAAACGCUCCACCUCCACAGCUCCACUACCUCCCAUGUCGGCUCUGCUCCCCUCCAAAACCUGCCGCCGCUUCCUCUCCCCGCACUCCUAUCGGCAGCCAUCGUAUAAUCCGUAGGCGGGUGGCGGUGUAGAGCCCCACGCCACGUCCCCGCGAGCAGUAGUCUGCGAGCCGGUUGGCCCGGCCGGGAGGAGGCGGUUUGGUUUGUGCUUUGAAGCGAUGGAGGGUGCGUGGAGGAAGGUCAGGCAGGCGCUGGGCCUUCGCCUCUGCGUGCACGCGCCCGCGGCAGGAGGUGGAAAUGUCCAGCCGGCGCAGUCGGGCGCGGGCGGUUGUCGGCGGGAUGCCGCGGUGGCGGUGGCGGCGCCGGGCGAGUCGGGGCCGAACACCCCGGCGGGUGCGAUCCGCCGGUCCAAGUCCGGGGGCAAGUCCUCCUCCUUGCACUCCUCCAAGGAGAAAUGUGCAAUAUGCUUUGCUAGCAUGAGAUCUGGCCAUGGACAGGCCCUUUUCACUGCAGAGUGUUCCCACAUGUUCCAUUUUCAGUGUAUCUCGUCUAAUGUAAAACAUGGAAACUAUGUCUGUCCGGUUUGUCGAGCGAAAUGGAAAGAGAUACCCUAUCGCUCACUAUCUUCUACUAGCCCUCAUGGAAGAAUUGGAGGUGACCAUACUCGAUCACCCCAACAAGAUCCUCAUUUGGCUCUUCACCAGCAAGUUUCGAACCGUCGGCGGGAGGUCCGUCGGUUACGUACUUCUGAGCCAGCAGACUACAAUGAUGAUGAACCUUUGCAGCGCAUGGAGGCUUUUGACGAUCUUAACUUUGGAUCUAGUAAAACUGCUGAGAUCAGCUCAUACCCAGAAUUCCAAGCUGUCCCACAGUCAACAUGUCUAGAUGGAUUUGAUAUUCUGAUCCAUGUGAAGGCCCCAACUUCUAGCUCAGAUGAUGCUACAGGAAGUUUGGUCAAUGGAAGCUCUUUGAGGUUGUCAAGACGAGUUCCUAUUGAUAUUGUUACUGUCCUUGAUGUUAGUGGCAGUAUGGCAGGCACAAAAAUGGCACUCCUGAAGCAAGCAAUGGGUUUUGUUAUUCAGCACCUUCGGCCAUCUGACCGACUUUCAGUCAUUGCCUUUUCAUCUACUGCUCGACGACUGUUCCCCCUCCAACGGAUGUCACAUCAUGGCAGGCAGCAGGCCUUGCAGGCAAUCAACUCACUUGGCGCUGGUGGUGGCACGAACAUUGCUGAUGCGCUAAAGAAAGCUGUGAAGGUGAUUGCGGACCGCAGCUAUAAGAAUUCUGUGUGCAGUAUCAUUCUUCUGUCAGAUGGCCAAGAUACUUACAACAUUUCCUCAAAUUUCCAAGGCACAUCAGCAGGUCGUAGGUCACUUGUUCCAUCUGCUAAUCCAAAUGAGCUCCAUAUGGUACCCCUGCACACUUUUGGAUUUGGAGCAGACCACGAUUCAGAUACGCUGCAUUCGAUUUCUGAAGCUUCUGGUGGCACCUUUUCUUUUAUUGAGGAUGAAGGUGUGAUGCAAGAUGCGUUUGCUCAAUGUAUUGGUGGGCUUCUUAGUGUUGCUGUCCGUGAGAUGCGUCUCAGUAUGGAGUGCGUUGAUCCUGGUGUUCUGCUCUGUUCCAUCAAAAGUGGCAGCUAUCCAAGUAAGGUAGCAAGAGAUGGACGAAAUGGAUUUGUUGAUAUCGCUCACUUGUAUGCUGAUGAGGAGAAAGACAUUUUGCUUUCAGUGACCAUUCCAAAAUCUUGUGAACAGACUUCACUGUUAAGAGUUGCUUGUGCUUACAAAGAUCCGGUGAGCAAUGAGACUAUCAAGAUUCAAGGUGACGAGGUGAAGAUCAAGAGGCCAGCAUCUACUGUAUCUGUACCAGUUUCUAUUGAAGUUGAUCGAGAGAGGAACCGUAUACGAGCUACCAAUUCUAUGGAGUCUGCAUGGGCUGCUGCCGAGAGAGGCGCUCUCUCGGAGGCCGUCACCAUUCUUGAGGACUGCCGGAGGGCACUAUCACAGUGUGUUGCAAGCCAGAAUGGGGACCGUCUAUGCAUGGCCCUUGUCGCAGAGCUACGAGAGAUGCAGGAGAGGAUGGCGAACCGCCAACUUUACGAGGCUUCAGGGAGGGCGUAUAUGCUAUCUGGAUUGAGCUCUCAUUCAUGGCAGAGAGCAACAGCACGCGGAGACUCUACAGAUAGCACCACUCUUGUUCAUUCAUAUCAAACGCCGUCCAUGGUUCAGAUGCUGGAGCAUUCCCAGAAUUUUGGCUCCCUGCCUCAGGGCCGAAGGCCACAAGUCCAGGGAGCGGGAUCAGUCUUAGAGAAGCCUAGUAAGGGAAGGUAACUCACCAUCAUCUCGCCAGUGUCAUGUUUGGAUGAUGGUGAAAGGUUAAUCUUAGCUUUCAUUAGUCUUAGCAUGAUUGCUGGUGGUUUAGCAGUGCCUAUUUAUUCUUUUGCUGAUAGGUUUAUUUGAGUCCUAGUGAGGUUAGAGCAACUCCAACAGAUCCUUAAAUUAUAACUCCCAAAAGGAAGUGAUUGGGAUCUUCUUAAAACUAAUGGAUACAAAAAAGGCAACGAUCCAACAGUUCUCUAUAUUUCCCCAAAAAAAUUUGAAUUCCGUUGCAA
Zea mays is the source of this 2667-nucleotide messenger RNA. RefSeq lists its product as uncharacterized. NCBI's taxonomy places the organism in Eukaryota, Viridiplantae, Streptophyta, Magnoliopsida, Poales, Poaceae. Bases 275 to 2386 code for a protein of 703 amino acids. The record is from RefSeq and is a predicted model, not a curated record. The transcript is spliced from 2 exons.